Molecule: messenger RNA, 1962 nt
Organism: Rhinocladiella mackenziei CBS 650.93
Lineage: Eukaryota; Fungi; Ascomycota; Eurotiomycetes; Chaetothyriales; Herpotrichiellaceae
Exons: 3
Coding region: 1-1962 (653 amino acids)
Biological process (GO): protein dephosphorylation; positive regulation of cytokinesis; microtubule cytoskeleton organization
Cellular component (GO): mitotic spindle; spindle pole; mitotic spindle pole body
Molecular function (GO): protein serine/threonine phosphatase activity; protein tyrosine/serine/threonine phosphatase activity
Source: RefSeq, a predicted model, not a curated record
AUGGCCCAUCCUGUCAGCUAUGGUCAGGUUAUUGAGUAUAUUCAAGAUCGAUUAUAUCUAGCAUCAUACACUCAAAUACCAAACGAGCAUACUCCUUUCCCAUAUCCUUCCCAAGCGAAGAGAUCGCCUCACAAGAAGUCCUCUAAGGCACAAUCUGGCCCUUCUCCCGCAACUUUGCGACCGCCUCCAGUCUACUUUACAAUUGACGACACACUGCUGUACAAUGCUUUCCAUGCAGACUUCGGGCCGUUGCAUAUUGGACACCUCUACCGAUUCGCCGUACAAUUCCACGAGAUCUUGGGUGAUCCAGCCAACAACGACAAAGCUGUGGUAUUUUGGAGCAGAGCGGACUCAAGAAGUCGGGCCAAUGCCGCAUGUCUUGUCGCGUGCUACAUGGUCUUGAUUCAGGCAUGGCCACCACAUCUUGCGCUUGCACCUAUUGCUCAGGCCGAUCCUCCUUACAUGCCUUUCAGAGAUGCAGGGUAUAGUCAGGCGGAUUUUAUCCUCAAUAUUCAAGAUGUCGUCUAUGGUGUGUGGAAGGCUAAAGAAGAAAGCCUAUGCCAGCUUAAGGAGUUCAAUCUGGAAGAAUACGAACGUUACGAGAGAGUUGAUAUGGGAGAUUUCAAUUGGAUUUCGCCUCAAUUCGUUGCUUUUGCAUCACCUCAAUCGGAACCCACGGCACCAAUUCCCAUCUCAUCUCCGGCCUAUUCCACAUUGCCCUCAUGCGUACCAGAAAUUGAAAAUGCCAGGAUAUCCCAGCCAUUCAAGAAUGUCCUCACUCAUUUCGUUCAGCGGGACGUCGGUCUGGUGGUUCGACUCAACUCGGAACUUUAUUGUCCAACAUACUUCACGGCCCUCGGUAUCCAACACAUUGAUAUGAUCUUCGAGGAUGGUACCUGUCCGACGCUUCCUGUGGUUCGCAAAUUCAUCAAGCUGGCCCACGACAUGAUCGCUAAAAAUAAAUGUAUUGCCGUUCAUUGCAAGGCUGGCCUUGGUAGAACUGGCUGCUUAAUUGGAGCUUACUUGAUAUAUCGUCAUGGCUUCACGGCCAACGAAGUCAUCGCUUUCAUGCGCUUCAUGCGUCCGGGGAUGGUAGUGGGUCCACAACAGCAUUGGUUGCACCUGAAUCAAGGCCAGUUCAGGGAAUGGUACGUGGAAGAUCAAUGGAAAGCAAAAAUGGAGCACACGAAACCUUCUACACCCCGUGGAAUGUCCACCAAGACUCCCAUGCGCAUUCCCAGUGGCACCCAAACUGCGACACCAGAUCGAUCCAGUGUACGAAGAUCUGCCUUGGGUGAAAUUGACGGCAAUGAUGUUUCAAACUCCGGUUCCUACCAAGACGAAAACCUCCCAGCACCGACACCAGGUCAGCCGAGAAAGUAUGCUCGUAUGGAUCCGCGGAAUCAUCCUUAUGCCCGAUCCACCUCUGGUACCAUGCGUGUCAGUGGUAACAAAGCCGAAGGUGAAAUGGUCACAGUCGAAUCACACCAUCAUAGCGCCCAUGGAGCAGAGAGCGAAGAGGAACUUAUUCUCCAGAAGGCAGCAGCUCGCCGAAGCCAGAGUCGAAGCCCUAGUAAUAGAGGAAAGGCCCGAAGCCUGUCAUACACCAUGACCACCACGACUAUGACCAAGACAUUCGAUGUUGGCGACACUGUGGGCAUCUAUGAGGACGAUGGUGAUGUUAGUUUCCAAAUGGAAGACACAAGUACCGUCUGGGACGAACUCGCUCAAGAGCAGGAGAAUUUGAAACUCAGCACCAUGAGUGAGAAGGGUCAACUAAACGGGUCAAAUCGGCCUAGGACUCCUCGAUCCGCAAGUGGGAUGGGCGCCAUAAGCGUAUCGAAGACCAGAACACUCAGAGAGUCACCUCGUCGUAGUGGUGGUGAGGAUAAGAUGAAAGUCCGAAAGACCAGUGGACGAGUUGGAGGGGCCAGUCAUGGUCCUGUUGGCGUCAAGCGAUGA